AUGCUUCUGAAAAAUUGGAAAGAAUUCAAAAGUGCCUUUUUCCACAUCGUCAUUGCCGACUAUCUAUUUAUCUGGCAAUUCCUGUUCCCCAUCUCCCUAGCUACCGUAAUCCUAUGCGCCGUGUACUUCACUCGGACUAUUCUGGAAACUAAUCCGUAUUAUGUGUAUAAUGAAGCACUAGAUAUGUAUAGUAUUACGGCGGACUCUAAUAUCCUCCCAGCCUAUUCCAAUGUUAUCAACUUCAUGGCUAUCGCUGUCGUCUCCUCAAUUCUUCUCAAUACAGUAUCCGUGAUUAAACUCAAGCUUAUGACUCAAAAUUUAUCGACAAUUGAAAGAAACUUGCUGUUCUCUACUAUAGCGUCAUCAGUGAUACAGUGUGCUGCAGCGGGGAAUACGGCAUGUCUCGGAUAUUUUUGA
Caenorhabditis remanei is the source of this 417-nucleotide messenger RNA. RefSeq lists its product as uncharacterized. The coding region runs from base 1 to 417 and encodes 138 amino acids. Lineage: Eukaryota; Metazoa; Nematoda; Chromadorea; Rhabditida; Rhabditidae. The transcript has 3 exons. The record is from RefSeq and is a predicted model, not a curated record.